Messenger RNA from Balaenoptera ricei (Rice's whale), 2260 nucleotides. RefSeq names its product HEPACAM family member 2 (gene HEPACAM2). The transcript is spliced from 10 exons. The coding region runs from base 386 to 1561 and encodes 391 amino acids. The record is from RefSeq and is a predicted model, not a curated record. Lineage: Eukaryota; Metazoa; Chordata; Mammalia; Artiodactyla; Balaenopteridae.
UUUAAAGAGGUACUUGCUCUCGGUAGCUGCUCCGGCGAGGCGAAAACCUAACUCAUAGGUGACCAGACAUUGAGCAACAGGAACAAACGCUGAGAAGACAGUAUAUAAACCAGGCUGACAUGACCACCCCCCCAGGAGUGUGGUGGAGGAAACCCCACCUGGUCUUGAGGGGCGGAGUGAGAGGACGACAGACUCACGCGAAGGGACUGCAACGCCAAGGACGGGACGGCUCCAAAGAGGUGCUUGUUCCGGGCUGAAGGUGGCGGUGCCAUCACACACAGUCCAUGGCAUCAGGGGUCAGGCUCUCUACCUCCCCGUACACUAUGGAUUCCACACUCCGGCAUCAGACAUCCAGAUCAUAUGGCUGUUUGAGAGACCCCACACGAUGCCCAAAUACUUACUGGGCUCUGUGAACAAGUCUGUGGUUCCCGACUUGGAAUACCAACACAAAUUCACCAUGAUGCCACCCAAUGCCUCCCUGCUCAUCAACCCAUUGCAGUUCACUGAUGAAGGCAAUUACAUCGUGAAGGUCAACAUUCAGGGAAAUGGAACUGUGUCAGCUAGUCAGAAGAUUCAAGUUACCGUUGAUGAUCCUGUCACGAAACCAGUGGUGCAGACUCAGCCUUCCUCUGGGGCUGUGGAAUAUGUGGGGAACAUGACCCUGACGUGCCUCGUGGAAGGGGGCACCCGGCUGGUCUACCAGUGGCUAAAAAAUGGGAGGCCUGUCCACACCAGCUCCACCAACUCCUUUUCUCUCCAAAACAACAGCCUUCAUAUUGUUCCAGUGACCAAAGAAGACAUUGGGAAUUACAGUUGCCUGGUGAAGAACCCUAUCAGUGAGAUGGAAAGUGACAUCAUUAUGCCUACCAUAUAUUAUGGACCUUAUGGACUUCAAGUUAAUUCUGAUAAAGGGCUAAAAGUAGGAGAAGUGUUCACUGUGGAUAUUGGAGAAGCCAUCUUGUUUGAUUGCUCUGCUGAUUCUUACCCUCCCAACACCUACUCCUGGAUCCGGAGGACAGACAAUGUCACAUAUGUCAUUAAGCAUGGGCCUCGCUUGGAAGUUGCAUCCGAGAAAAUAGCCCAGAAGACAACUGACUAUGUGUGCUGUGCUUACAACAAUGUAACUGGAAGGCGAGAUGAAACUCAUUUCACCAUCAUCAUCACUUCUGUAGGAAUAGAGAAACUUGCACAAAAAGGGAAAUCAUUGUCCCCUUUAGCAAGUAUAACUGGAAUAUCACUCUUUUUGAUUAUAUCCAUGUGUCUUCUCCUCCUAUGGAAAAAAUAUCAACCCUACAAAGUUAUAAAGCAAAAGCUAGAAGGCAGGCCAGAAACUGAAUACAGGAAAGCUCAAAUGUUUUCAGGCCACGAAGAUGCUCUGGAUGACUUUGGAAUAUAUGAAUUUGUUGCUUUUCCAGAUGCUUCUGGUGUUCCCAGGAUGCCAACGAGAUCUGUUCCAGCCUCUGAUGGUGUACCAGGGCAAGAUUUGCACAGUACAAUUUACGAAGUUAUUCAGCACAUCCCUGCCCAACAGCAAGACCAUCCAGACUGUGGAAAAGAAUAAAAGAAUUUAAGGUUCUUCGACCUGUAGACCUGGAAAUCUAUAGAACAUUUUACACGUCUCUUCGCCAGGUGAGCAUUCGUGGGCAAAGCAAUGCAUUGAAGCGAAAUAAUGAAAGCACAUUUUGAGGAAAAACAGUGAAAAUGUAUAUUCAUCCGGAAUCAGUGAAGGAAUCAAACCCAAUACCUCUUACUCAUCACUCCUUUUAAUGCAGAAUAGAGUCAUUUAUAAAAAUCAGACUGCAGUUUUUCCAGCAUACACACAAUGCAUUCUGCUACAGAGGAGCAUGGUGGGGAAAGAGUUCUCAGUGGACAGUCUUUAUUGCCCUGACGGAAGGAAGAAAAGGACGGGACUUUCCAAUUACUUUUUUUGUAUCAAGUUUCCUACAAAGCUCAAUUAGUUCUAAUCUAUAUGUUCCAUUUCAUCAGCAUUGACACUAUCCUAUCUAACCUACAAAUGUGGAAACCUUAUAUUUGUAAAAAUUUCAGCAGGCUUUGUUUUAUUAAAUUCUCAUUACUGCUAAGAUUGCUAUAUUUUUUUAUGCCAUUCCCAAACUUCCUUCUUGCUAUUUGUACCACAGAAUAAUAAAGAUGAUUGUCACAAAAGCAAGACUGUGCCUUCUAGGUUGUCAAUCACCAAUGGUGUUUUUGAAAAGACUUGUAAAAUGCUGAAGGAAAUGACUUAGAGUCUUAUUUUUAUUUU